Microthlaspi erraticum is the source of this 459-nucleotide messenger RNA. The record is from the annotation of a GenBank genome assembly. Lineage: Eukaryota; Viridiplantae; Streptophyta; Magnoliopsida; Brassicales; Brassicaceae.
AUGGCGACCAGAGCGUUGCUCUCCGUUAUCUCUGCUUCUCCGCGCAGGAUCAAAAUCGAAACUUCAAUUUUUUCUUCUUCAUCUCUUUCUUCUAGUCUCCAGUUGCAAAGAUACAGUAGAAAAGCCCACAGAAUAGCUCGAAGUUUCUCGUCUGACACAAACCCAUCCGUUCUUCAGCCGCCGGACGUGGCCCGUCUGGCUGAGACAGCUCGAAUCUCUCUCACUCCGGCCGAGAUUGAAGAAUGUGGAACUAAACUUCGUCAGGUCACCGAUUGGUUUGGCCAGCUUCAACAAGUUGAUGUUAACAGUGUGGAGCCAGCGAUUAGAGCAGAAAUGGAAGGCGGGAACUUACGAGAGGAUGCUCCCGAAACAUUUGAGAACAGGGAGAGUAUAAGAGCUUCCAUUCCAAGCUUUGAUGAGGCAUAUUUAAAAGUCCCUAAAGUACUCAACAAAGAGUGA